AUGGCUGAAACGUCAGCCGCACCAGCCGGCGGCCUCCACGCCACGGCGGCCAAGACCAAGGUCCCUCGAGCCAAGCCUGCUCAUGCGCCUACCGGCGAGAUGGUGCAGGGCGCCGUCAAGGGCCUCAAGGAACGCGACGGAUCGUCACUGACCGCCAUCAAGGAGUACAUCGCCGCCAACUUCAAGGUCGGCGCCGAAAAGCUGGUAUCUUUCAUCCAGCGGGUUCCAAAGUCCGGUGAGACCAGCGGUGCGCUUGUGCGGGCCAAGGUCAUGGGUUCCAGCAGCUCCUUCAAGGUGCUGGUCGCUAUCAGGGGCAAGCCCGCCAAGAAGCCGGCCAAGUCGCUCAAGAAGAAGCCCACAGGCCCAGCCAAGGCCAAGAAGACGCUCAAGAAGGCCACCAAAAACCAUACUCCGCCACUGGCUGAGCUGUGGUUAUGA
Molecule: messenger RNA, 438 nt
Organism: Pollicipes pollicipes
Lineage: Eukaryota; Metazoa; Arthropoda; Thecostraca; Pollicipedomorpha; Pollicipedidae
Product: histone H1E-like
Exons: 2
Coding region: 1-438 (145 amino acids)
Biological process (GO): nucleosome assembly
Cellular component (GO): nucleosome
Molecular function (GO): structural constituent of chromatin; DNA binding
Source: RefSeq, a predicted model, not a curated record